AUGUCAACCUUUACUGAAAAAGAGAUAGAACAUUUCGAGAAUACCUUUUCCUUACUAUGGAAUUUAUAUGGAAGAGAUUUUGAUGUUGCACAAGUUCAAGAAGAACUAUGGAAAAAUGUAGAAAUAGGGUGUCUCAUCGAACCACCCAAUGUCAUUAUUUUGAAACCUGGUGAGGAUCAUAAUAAUACUAUGAAUAUACAUGCGGCAGCAAGAAUAUAUUAUGAUGACAUUGGUUUAGAUAGUACUGGCCAUUUAGAUCUUUCAAAUUUGGAAAAAGCUUUUGAACAUUCCAAUAAAUCAAUAUUGACUCCUGAGGUUCCUGAACUUUUCAAAGGUGCCAUAGAAUGUUCAAAUCAAGGGUUUCAAAAAUUAUACAAUAGUUAUGAUAUUGGUAUAAACAGAUCAAAUGAUAUUUUCAAACAAGACAUUGAGAGGUCUGUUGUCCGGGAUACAACUG
Entrophospora sp. SA101 is the source of this 457-nucleotide messenger RNA. The record is from the annotation of a GenBank genome assembly. Lineage: Eukaryota; Fungi; Glomeromycota; Glomeromycetes; Entrophosporales; Entrophosporaceae.